AUGAAUUGCACUUAUCACAUAGAACGUCCAAUAACUUUGAUAUGUGUUGGUCCUCACCUAUGUUAAAGGAAACUUUGCAUAGAAUGCCUACAUGAAAGAGAACACGAUGCCCAUAAUACAAUUCUGAUUGAUAAAUUUAGAGAAGAAGUACUCGUGAAAUUAAAAGAAUAUGAACUGGAUUAACAAUCAGAAUUUUUCAAAUAUGAAAUGAAUUUGAAAUCAAUGUUCUCUUAAACUUUAACUAAGACGAAGAAAGUUUGGGAAGAAUUAUCAGUUUUUAUUUUUUCAAUAUUGGAUAUGAUUGAAAUGGAAAAUAAAUCAUAUACCAAGCUUAUCAAUGAAAAUAAUCUAGCAGAAUAUUCAUAUUCAGAUUUAGAAAAAUUAGUGCAAAUGGUGAAAGGAAAAGUACUCGAUGAUUGGGAUGUUUAAAAGAGUUUUUUUUUAGUUAAAUUACAAAAAGCCUAAUCAUAAUUUGAGGAAGAAUUAUAAACCUUCAUUUAUAAAAUUUAAGAAAAUGUGAAAGGAAUACUUUCAAGCAUAAAGUAUCAAUCAAUAACUAUUUUGAAUAGGAUAAAGAGAAUAGAACCGUUUGUAUGGAAAGAAACCACUCAAGAGCUUACAGGAAUUGAUUGGGAUUAUAGAUAUAAACCCCCAUUACAAACAAAAAUUAACCUAUAAAUAACUUUCACUAAUAAUAAAGAAAUAUAAUACUUGAUGAACGGAUAAAUUAUAAGAAGGUAUAUUUCUUGAUGUAUGAAUUGGUUUAGAGAUUUGAUAAAGGACACUUCAUAGAAUCCUGAAAUAAUGACCAAUCUAGAAUAAAUAAAAUUUCUUACAUGGACUGAAGAAUAUAACAAUUGUAAUUAGAAGAUUGGUAAAUCGAUGGCUUUCUGGGAUUGUUAAACAAAUUCGAUUGCAGGUGGAUAGUACUCAAAUGAAGGAUAGAAGGUAGGUCUAUGGAAAGAAAUACGAAAAAAUUUUUCGAAGUAAUUUACAUAAUUUAUUUAUUAGUGAAGCCAAGGUUUUCGAAGUAGGAGAAUAUGUUAAAGGUUUGAGGUAGAGUAGUUGGAAUUACAUUUAUGAAGAUAAAGAGAUGUAUUAAUAAAGUUAUUGAAUUAUAGAAUUGGAGGAGAGUAUUGUAAAAAAGGAAGGAAAAAUGGCAUGUGGUUAGAGUUGAGUGACAGUUUUGGAAAAUAUUUCCAAGGUUAUUUUGAAGGAGAAUAUAAAAAUGGUAAAAAAGUUGGAGGAUGGAAUAUUUUGUGUCAAAAGGAGAACCCUGAUCAUAGAGAAAAGAUGUAAACAAUAUAUAAUAAUGAGCCAAAUUAAUAAAUAAUUUAUGUUAAGUGGUGGGGGUUAUUAUGAUGAUCUAGGGGAUGAAAUUAAGAUUGGACAAUGGAUUGAAUUUGAUGAUAUGCUUUAUCAUUCUAAAAAAGUAAUUUAUAGAGGUGAGUAUAAAAAUGGUAAAAAAGUUGGUAAAUGGUGCAUUGAGUAUAAACACGACAGUAGCGAUUCAUUUACAUAAAUGUAAAAUAUUUUAUAAUCAUGUACAAUCUUUAAAUAUGGGUAUUUAGUGGUGGAGGAUCAUAUGAUUAAGAAGGGAAUGAAAUUAAAAUUAACGAAUGGUUAGAAUUAGAUGAUCAAUUUAGAGAUAUUAAAUAGGUAACGUAUAAAGGUGAAUAUAAAAAUGGUAAAAAAGUUGGUAGAUGGUUUAUCAAGUAUACUCCUGAUAGCAGUCAUUCAUUUUCUUAAUUGUAGAAUAUUUUAUAUAAAAUAUCAACUUAAAAAUUGUGAAUUAAGUGGUGGUGGAUCAUAUGAUUAAGAAGGGAAAGAAAUUAAGAUUAGUGAAUGGUUAGAAUUAGAUGAUCAAUUUAGUGAUAUUAAAUAAGUAACAUAUAAUGGUAAAUAUCAAAAUGGGUAAAAAGUUGGGUUAUGGAAAAUAUUUGAUUAAUAAAAUUUGAAGUAUGCAAACAAGAAAUAUAUAUAUUUUAGGGGUGUUACAUAUUAUGAUAUUAAUGGCAUUGAAAUUUAUUAGAGCAGAGAGUAUUAGUUUAUUAUUUAAUAAUACAGAGAAAUCAUAUAUUUUGGGGAAUUUUAAAAUUAACAAAAAAUUGGUGGAUGGGAUAUAUAUUAUUUACACUAAAAAAUGUAAUAAAUAUAUAAAGUGCUGUUAGUGGUGGAGGAUCAUAUGAUGAUGGAGCUUAAAACAUUAAGAUUGGUUAUUGGACUGAGUUGGAUUAAGGAUUUAAUGAUGAAAAAUAAGUAACUCAUAGAGGCAAUUUCAACAAUGGUAGAAAAGUUGGUAUAUGGAAUAUUUGUUACAAAAAUAAAUCUGUGUAACACUAUUUUAUAAAGAGCUUAAUUGAUAAAAUAUGCUAUAAGUGGUGGAGGAUCAUAUAAUGAAGAAGGUGAAAACAUUAAGAUUGGAAAAUGGCUGGAAUUGGAUUUAGGAUUUAAUGAAAGGAACUAGCUAACUUUUGGAGGUCAUUAUAACAAUGGUAGAAAAGUUGGUUAAUGGAAGAUUCUUUAUAAAAACAAAUAUGUGUAAUACUAUUAUGUAAAGUGCUUAAAAAUAAUGAUGCGUAAUAAGUGGUGGGGGAUCUUAUGAUGAAGGAGGUGCAAACAUUAAGAUUGGGUAUUGGACUGAGUUGGAUUAAGGAUAUAAUGAUACAAAAUAAGUAACUCAUAGAGGCUAAUUAUCAAAUGGUAGAAAAGUUGGU
Messenger RNA from Paramecium octaurelia, 2717 nucleotides. The record is from the annotation of a GenBank genome assembly. Lineage: Eukaryota; Ciliophora; Oligohymenophorea; Peniculida; Parameciidae.